Dreissena polymorpha is the source of this 639-nucleotide messenger RNA. RefSeq names its product zinc finger protein 578-like. Lineage: Eukaryota; Metazoa; Mollusca; Bivalvia; Myida; Dreissenidae. The coding region runs from base 1 to 639 and encodes 212 amino acids. The record is from RefSeq and is a predicted model, not a curated record. The transcript is spliced from 3 exons. Gene Ontology annotation, cellular component: nucleus.
AUGUCUGAGGAGGAUCGUAUCGCCCAUCGUACCUGUCCUCAUUGCAAGAAGGUGUUGUCCUGUCUGGCGGGUCUGCGUCAUCACAUGAGGAUCCACACUGGGGAGAAACCAUACAAGUGUGGGCUCUGUGGUAAAACGCUUCUCUCAGAGUGUAAUACUCAUACGCACAUCAAGUCCUGUUACAAACAGAAGCUGAACAAGGGUUUACUGCCUGAGCAUUUGGUUGAUAAAGCUGAACCCGAAAUCUACGCAAUACUUACACUAGAAGAGGCAGGCGCUAAGGAUUCCAACUUUCUCUAUGAAGUUUCACUCAACAGGCACAUACUGGCCAUUCAUGGAGAGAACCGACAUGGACGCAAGAGCAAGGAGGAGGUUGCAAGGAAUGGGAAGAGAAAAUUGAAUUUGAAUGAUGAAACUAGCGCGGGAUACCACACACGGGGGGAGAAAAAACCAUUUAAAUGUGUCAUGUGUGACAAGACGUUCUCCUACAAGGCGAGCCUGAAGAAUCACUUUGAGAAGCACAAGGCGGAGAUGUACCAAUGCAAUGUGUGCGAGGAGCUUUACACUACCGAGACCGAGCUCGCUGAACAUUCUGUCAGUCACUCAUGGGAGGACUGUCCUGACCUGGAUGUGUUAUAG